Messenger RNA from Colletotrichum chrysophilum, 1791 nucleotides. RefSeq lists its product as uncharacterized. The transcript is spliced from 2 exons. The record is from RefSeq and is a predicted model, not a curated record. Lineage: Eukaryota; Fungi; Ascomycota; Sordariomycetes; Glomerellales; Glomerellaceae. Bases 1 to 1791 code for a protein of 596 amino acids.
AUGCAAAUUUGGUCUGCCCACAGCCUCUUCCAGAAGAUCCGCAAGCAUGUGGAGCGACAACGCCAGAUCCAGGAAGCAUCCGAGGACGAGCGGGUCAAGAUGGAGCUAAUGGACAGAACCAGCUCGGCUCCUGAGAUGACCUUUUCCGGUUAUAAGGCUAUACAUGUGGUUGUGCGCCAUAAGAGCCGGGACUUCGAUCAAUAUGCAGCUAAUGACCCCAACGUUGAUAUUGAGAUCCAGAUAGGCAGCAUUAUCAUGCAUGCUUGGUCUGAUAUCGAGCAUGACAUCCUAUACAAGCCGUCAGCCACUGAGGAGACUUCACUUGAUGUGCUUCGUAUGCUAGAUCUCAUCAACGGGAUCGUCAUGACGGGCGAAGUAGCUCUGCAGCAACUCGCAUCAGUGGCUGCUGCCGAAGCCACGCGGCAGGCGGACGACCGCAGACAGAAGGCAGCCACCCACGACUUUCUGGGAUCAUGGUUCUACAAGUACUUCAAGGAACAGAAGAUGGCGCCGCCGCACAGCAUGGGAGCAUGGUCGAGAAGUAUGCCUUUUUUGUUCGAUGUCCUCAGGGCCAAGGAUCAACACACCUAUGGUAACAUCGAGAGGCUUCUGAAAGACAUGAAAGCAGAGCCGACGGCCGAAGAGCCCUUGCCAAUUAAGAUCAUGCAGCACCUGGGCAAGGAGACAUGGCCUUUGCAAGACCAGUAUUUUCCUCCAGCAAACUACACCACAGUCUGGAACGCGCGUUACUGGGCCACGCACCUCGUAAACGCACUCAAUCUGGCAUUGUACAUGGGGGUCCCGAUCCCCGACAUAUGGCGUCAAGCCGUCAAAGGGUCGGGGUUUCAAACCAAGCGCCCGAACUUGGCCGAAUUUCUUGGGCUUUUGCAUCCAACCAAGCCAUUACGCCUAAGCGGCCGCGAGGAUCUCAUGGUUGACUUUUGCAAGGUAAUUAUGCAGGCAAACUACGACCAUAUUCCCUCUUUCGUUGCUGCCUUGAGACUCGCUUCAGCUGGAUACGUGGCCUGCCCGCGACUCUCAGAAGACGACGAAAAGGCUUUAUUAGGUUCUGCUUCAGAGAGAAAACAGGCAGUUUUUAUACCCUCGCAAUUGAACUGGCUCGCUGACGGCGAUAAAUGGUGGUUCCGCGUGGCUCUGAGUAGCGUCGAGGAAGAGCUACGUGACGAAGACACCCUAUUCCUUGCCCCGCGCGAUGACAGUGGCAUUUGGAAACCUGUGAAACAUCAGGGACAAAAGUGGGACAUUGUUUACAGGCCAUUUGUCCACCACGAGUCUCUUGAAUUUCGCAACGAUAAGGCAGUCGAUUAUUACAAGGGUCCAUACGCAGCACUCGGCCUCGAAUACGAUCCCAAAGUAGCCCGUAGCAUACAAGAGCUAUGGACCAGUCUCGAGCUGUCUCCUCAAGAUCCUGCGGCGAGCUAUUUGGUCGUGCUCAAAGAUGUCGCAGGCUCCGACGCGCACAAGAUCAAACCUCUCGUCAAGCUGGCAAAAUCUCUCAACAUCACCACAGCUAAAGAGAUGCGCGAGGUAGCCGAGCUGACCCGCUAUAUGCAUACCACGGACGCCGACGAAAUAAAGGUAUAUCGCGAGCUGUGGCAUUCGCUGGGACCAAAGGACACAGACGAGCUGCGGGCUUUCAGACAGCUGUCCAAGGAUCACCAUACGACCCAUGCCACACAACUGAGAAACCUCCUUGAGUGGCACAGGGUCACUCAGGGAGUGCAAAACGUCGAAACCAAGGACGACCACCAGAAGCUCGUUGGCCACUGA